This is a messenger RNA of Penicillium brevicompactum, 3525 nucleotides long. RefSeq names its product linker nucleoporin NIC96 (gene nic96). The record is from RefSeq and is a predicted model, not a curated record. The transcript has 4 exons. Gene Ontology annotation, molecular function: structural constituent of nuclear pore. Gene Ontology annotation, biological process: poly(A)+ mRNA export from nucleus; protein import into nucleus. Bases 1 to 3525 code for a protein of 1174 amino acids. Gene Ontology annotation, cellular component: nuclear pore. NCBI's taxonomy places the organism in Eukaryota, Fungi, Ascomycota, Eurotiomycetes, Eurotiales, Aspergillaceae.
AUGACUUCAAACACCAGCUCCCUUUUCGGAGGGGCUUCAACCACCCCCCAGUCAACUAGUCUGUUUGGCGGAAACAAUUCGACCGCAACCCCCCUCGGAUCCCAGCCUAAGUUGACACUCGGCGGUCUCUCUGGAGCAGGUACACAAGGCUCGCAAGGAUCAGGUCUAUUCGGCGGCCAACAGGCCCAAGCCCAGCAGCAGCAACCCGCGCCAAGUGGAGGUCUUUUCGGUGGCCAGCAGGCUCCGGCGCCCGCCGCGCCAACGGGGGGUCUAUUUGGAGGCCAGCAGGCCCAAGCCCAGCAGCAACCCGCGCCAAGUGGAGGUCUUUUCGGAGGUCAGCAGGCUCCAGCGCCCGCCGCAUCAACGGGAGGUCUAUUUGGAGGACAACAGGCCCAAGCCCAGCAGCAGCAACCCGCGCCUUCUGGGGGAUUAUUCGGAGGACAACAGGUACAGGCCCAAGCCCAGCAGAACGCACAGAACUCAAGCUUGUUUGGGGGCCAAUCGCAGGCGCAGCAACAGCCACCGAUCCUAGGGCAGACUCAAGGCCAAAACCCAAGUCAAUCAACACAACCUGCAUUCUUCAACAGCCUCUUGGAGCGUGGCAAAAAAAGGCCCUUGACAUCGGUCAAUCAAAACACCAGCUUUGAAGAAGUGCCCAGUCUUCAAUUAGGUUUGGAUGAUAUUCGGAGAAAGGCCAGGGAAUUGGGUUCAGGUGGACAGAAAGACACCCCCAAUGGCAAGAGUACCAAGGCGUUUGCCGUGGCUAAUCGCGAUACUAUCAACAGCCAUUAUCUACUUGCUGCAUCCGGUAUCUCUCCCGGUCGAGCAUUGCGCGAUCUCAAAUCACUGGAUCCCCAAGCCUCCCUAGCAACCCCAACGAAAGAUUUGGACAACUUUGACCCUGACAACCAGCGUUUCUUGCGGAGCAUCCAGCAACGCGGCCGGCAAGUCAUGAUCGCCGAAAGUCUUACCAGAGCCCACCGCGACUUCGAUACAUUCCUGGAAGAGAAGGUUGACCUGGACUGGGAGGAACAACGUCAGAAUAUUUUCCAACAUUUCGGACUAUCGCAGAAGGAUGCCACCGGUGCUGGAGGGCUGAAUGCUACCGCCAGAGGUGGCUUUGGUCGAUCUACCAGACAGUCUAAGCAAGCCGGUGCAGGCCCAGCCAACGGACCCUCAGGUGCAUCCCGUAGAAGUGUGUUUGGGCGUUCGGGACUUGAAAAGUCGGUCAUCGGAACCCCUGGAGUCGGUUUGGCCAGCCGGCAAAUUUUCGAAGAUCCCGCAGAGCGCAACGAAGGAGCUCCUUCUCACUCGCCCGAUUCUAGGUUCCAACGCGAGAAAAUGGGUCACUACGCCGAGAAGGUUCAGCAAUUGAAUCUCGCUAGGCUCCAACAAAAAUGUUAUCCCGUUCUCGAUGAAUUCUCGUCCGUCGAGGUCCUACACGGCGGCGAUGUAAGUCAACACCCCCACCGCAUCGACUCCAACUCUGAUCACCGACAGGUCCCCCGCCAACUGUUCGACGCGUAUCAAGCCUUGGUGGGAAUUGUGGGCGAGAGCCCUCGGAUUCUCAGCCCUUCAGACCCCGGGGCGAUCAAGGAGCGUCAAUACUCUGAGAUGUACCUCGAAGAAUCAUCGAAGUCCCGUAACGCAAUCGAUCUCAAGAAAAAGAUCCUCGAAGGCUCAAGGAAUUUCUUAGAGAGGACCUUCUUUGAGGAAGUGGAACUCGCCAUUACCAAAAACCCACGGGAGGCACAACUAGGAGGUAUCCCAACCGUGAUUAACAAGAUCCGUGCCUACAUCCGACUUCAAGCUGCGAGAAAGGACCUUGUACCGGAUGGCACCGAAUUACAAAUGGUGAACCAGGAUUACUGCUGGAUCCUCAUUUUCUAUCUCCUUCGAUGUGGCUUUGUGACCGAGGCUGCUGAGUACGUCAGUCGGGACAGCGGAUUCCGGUCACUCGAUCACAAGUUUGUGACCUACAUGACAACUUACGCACACAGUAGGAGGCUCCCACGGGACCUCCAGCAAAAGAUCAAUGGCGAGUUCCAGCAACGUUCUCGAAAUGCACCCGAAAACACUGUCGAUCCUUACAGGAUGGCCUGUUACAAAAUCAUUGGUCGCUGUGAUCUCUCACGCCGUCGCCUGGAUGGCGUGAAGCAGACAGUCGAAGAUUGGAUGUGGUUGCAGUUCAGCCUCGCCAGAGAGGAUGACCGCACGGAAGAGGUCGCAGGUGACGUGUUCGGCCUCGAAGAUAUCCAGACCGACAUCCAGGAGAUUGGCCAAAGAGUCUUUGUCAAGGGCCACGACGGGCCCGGUGGUUACGGGACUUAUUUCCUGCUGCAGAUCCUAGGAGGAAUGUUCGAACAGGCAGUGCAUUACCUUGGUACUUUUGCCCCCGUGACGGCUGUCCAUUUCGCCAUUGCGCUUUCUUACUACGGUCUUCUUCGCGUGUCGGACUUCUACACAUCCGGGGAAGAAAUCUUAUCGUUCACUGUCAAGCAAUACCCCCAGAUCAAUUUCGGCUAUCUCUUGACCCAGUACACUCGCGAGUUCCGCACUGGAUUCGUUGAAGCCGCCAUUGACUAUUUCACGCUGAUAUGUCUGAACGCCGAUCUCCCCGGCGCCCUGGGCAAGUCACAGGCAUCUGUUUGCCAUGAGGCUCUCCGAGAAUUCAUCUUGGAAACCAGAGACUUUGCCAAACUGCUCGGUGAUAUUCGUGCCGAUGGCACUCGCUUGAAGGGCGUUAUUGAACAGCGUUUGGAUCUGAUCAAGUUGGUGGACCAGGAAGAAUUCCUCCAGACCAUCACAAUUCAAGCAGCUGCCGUGGCGGAUGAUAAGGGACUGAUCGCUGACGCUGUCCUCCUCUACCAUCUGGCCGAGAACUACGAUCGGGUCAUUGAUAUCAUCAACCGUGCCUUGUCGGAUGCCGUUGCGGUCGAACUGGGUGGUGCUUUGCCAAAGCUGCAACCUUUGCGUCCGAGGGAUGACCAGGCAGGUGCCGUGGAAGGAAGCAGCCUGAGCCUGACCUCCGUGGAUGACCCAGGUGUCCUUGCCAAGAACAUGAUCAGCCUGUACGAUUCCAACGAGAUGUACUAUGGAAAGGUUCGGCCCGUCAACCGGGAAGCAUGCGGUCUGCUCCUGCGCAUGAUGGAAGCAAAGACCCAGGUCGAAGCUGGCAGAUGGGCACCAGCACUUGACGCCAUUAACGAUCUUAAUGUCCUUCCCUUACAGGCUCGGGGCUCCGUGUCGCACAUUCGAAGCAUCGCUCAGUCAUUCUCGUCCCUACCCGCCAUCAUCUCACGCAACAUCGGGCAUGUCAUCAUGUGGAGCAUCACAUGUAUUGGCUUUGAACGCCAGAAACGAACCUCCGGGAUGUACGACAGUGACGUUCGUCAGGGCAUGGCCGAUGCCUUCCUUGUCAUGGCCAAGGACCUGAUGGUUUUCUCAGGUAUGGUCAAGUACAAGCUGCCCCCGCGGGUCUACGAGACUCUCGCUCGUGCGGGCGCAGAGAUCGGAGCAUAUUAG